Molecule: messenger RNA, 495 nt
Organism: Beta vulgaris subsp. vulgaris (sugar beet)
Lineage: Eukaryota; Viridiplantae; Streptophyta; Magnoliopsida; Caryophyllales; Amaranthaceae
Exons: 1
Coding region: 1-495 (164 amino acids)
Molecular function (GO): zinc ion binding
Source: RefSeq, a predicted model, not a curated record
AUGGGGGCAAGAUUUGAUAGAGCUGUUGACAUGGAACCCACUGACCUCACUGAGUAUGCCACUAAAAUGUUGGAGGUCAGGGCUGAUGAAAGCAGAUUUUGCCAUGUUGUGGAAGCUGGUGGAGGGGAGUUUGAGGUGCUGGAUGAUCAUGUGCACUUCCCUAUUAGGCUAGAGACUAAGACAUGUGGUUGUGGCAAAUGGCAGGGCACUGGUAUACCCUGCAAACAUGGUUUGAGGGUUAUUUUGGACCAGAGGCUUAACCCACAUGACUAUGUCUCUGACUACUACAAGGGGGCUGCAUAUAAAGAGACCUAUGCAAGCCACAUACACCCAUGCCUGACUCCUCUCAAUGGCCUGAGUUUGAACUCCUAUAAUUCACCCUCCCCAUUCAAAAGAUGUGCUGGAAGGCCUGCUAAACAGAGGAGAGAGGUCCAAAUGAGAAGAAAAAAGGGAAGAGGAGCAACACUAUUAAGUGUAGCAAGUGCAAAGAAGUAG